AUGGCCUACGAGCGAGGGACCGUCGUUCCCAGCACCUUUGAUCCUGGCAUUGUAGCAGCCUCCUACUUCGCCAGCCUGACAGGAUGUCUCCUGACCGUCGAGAUUCUCCACCGCCGUGGUACAGCGUUCGGAAACGUCAGAAGUUGGUAUGGAAAUGAGCAGACCUCGAUGAUGAAAAUGGCUGAUGGCUCUUGCAGGGCCGAGACAGUGGCAUGCGCCACUUCCAUGGGACUUGUCGGAAUCUGGUGUAUGCACUUCAUUGGUAACCGUGCAAUCGUUCUCGGAAAUGGCAUGCCCAAAUAUCAGCUUGUCUACAAUCCCGGAUACACAGUCCUGUCUGUGUUUCUGCCGAUCCUCGGACUGACCAUCGCCUUCUCCGCCGCCGAGCUUCCAGCGAAAAAACCAAUCCUUCACUGGGCUGCAUUGUCACUAACAGGAGUCUUUGCUGGCUUGUCGGUGGUAGGCAUGCACUACUUAGGAAACUUCGGUGUUGCCAAUUACAGGCUCAACUAUAGCUCUCGAUAUCUGGCAGCAUCGAUCGUCAUCGCCAUCGGAGACUGCCUCACAGUAUUGGUUCUAUUCUACAACUUGCGCGAAAAAUGGAUCAGUGCGUGGUGGAAACGUGUGAUGUGCGCGGCAGCACUUGCAGGAGGCAUAUCUGCAAUGCACUUCACAGCCUCCACGAGCUGCCAAUACGAAUUUCAAUCCGUCAAUUCUGGCAAAGACAUCGAUUCUCGCGACACUCAGGUGAUUGUCGCCGGCGUCCUCUGUGCUACCGCAGCAUUGAUGGUCCUGGGCGUUCUGCUCAUUACCCGGACCAGAUACCGGAUCUUGAGAAACAGAUCCCAGAAAGUCAUGCUUGCAUGCGCUAUGUUUGAUCCCACAGGUCGAGUUCUUGUCACCACUGAUGGUGUGCUACCAUCACGAGAGAUCACAGACAAGUACGUCCAUAGGACAUUUGACGAGGACUUUGACACCACCCAUCCGGUUUUCCAAUGGAUCUAUCGAGUGACAUUUCACUGGUCUGGCGUAAGCGAAUUGAUUCCAAAGAUGAAGAGCCAUCUCGCUGCAGAAAGAGAGAGUACUUGUGAGGAAUCGCGUCCGGCCAGCUCGUCAUCGAGCGUGAUAUACGACGCAGAAACUUACAGCAACUAUGCACUGGUCUUCAAAGAACGCUUUUGCGUAGCGGCGUCUUCGUUGGCUGCGUCGAUGCACCUUCCAGUUGAACAACUUGGUGUCCUAUACGACAACAUCAUCGAGACAGGGACACUCAAGGUCGAAGCGAAGGAUCACAAACGGAAUAAGUCAUCCGAAGAGAGAAGUUUGGCUGAAGUUGAGUCUGCCCUUCGAUUGAACCUGUUCGGAAAAGGCCAGCUCAUGUUCAUCACCAAGGAGCUGUCAGAGGAUGAAACCAAUAACAUGCUGAACGCUGGGUUCAAAUUCGCCAACGUGCAGCAUGUGGGUAGGACUAUAGCUCAAGCUAUGCAGAUCCCGCAAAACAUUCUUGAUGCGCAUAUGGGCGGACUGAAGCGCUACAACGAGCACCUGAUAAGCAUGGAUAAACCCGGAACCUACCUCAGUUUUUUCGCGAUGAUUCCGAAGCCAAAUGGCAAAGGUUUUGACAUCGCAGUAAGGAAAGACUGCCAAGACCAACUACCGGACCAGCCUCUCCUUACUGGUAAGCCAUUCCAAUGGCAGGCUCUGUUUCUCGAGAAACUGGAUGGCUUUUUGGUGAAGCAGUGCGUGGAUUUUUGCGACAACCGCACCAGUGCGAUCCCUCGAGCACCACAUGAACAGCAGUUUGCAGUGAUGGUGAAGCAAGCCAUGGUGACAUUGACCCAGCAAUUUCCUGCUGAAUGGAGAAACCAAGCAAGAUUUUGGGCUCGGCCACUUUCAGCACACUACUCGCACAGACUGCAAACCCGAUCGACGAUAACGACGCUGUACGCUUUCACAGUCAUCGGCGACAUGCAUGCCUCCAUCGAAGCCUCGGACGCCGUCACCAGGAUACCACGAACAUUCUUCGAGGCUCGCCAUCGAUGCUACGCAGGCUCGCCCGACCACACCAUGUUGACAAAGGACAUCCACGCGUCGUUUGGUCCACUCUUGUCUCGGAAGAUCCCAAAGCCUAAGAAGCAUCGUCGACACGGCAAGCUUUCUGUCGCACUUGCAUCGAGCCCCAUGGCACACCUCAAAAAGCAUUCGAUUGGAGGUCAAACUUCUAGUUCACGCGAAAGCAUGGACCGUAUUGACGAGCACUCGUCUACGCAUGAACUUGUCGACGAGCCAAUGCAUCCAUCAGACUCAUCUCGAGGCAGUGAGAAGCAACAACGAAAUGACUGGGGAGGCAUUCUCGUGAAUAGUGAGACUGUCAUCAAGACUGACAGCAAAACCGAAUUCUCCAACGACGAUCAAGAUGACCUGGCCGUGCCUUAUGGUCUCAAAGUUGCUGUUGGCACUGCGAAGCCUGAGACCACUUUCGUGGAUGAGCUUGUUACGAUUACGAAGGAACGUUUCCUACCGGCUUCUAAAGCCGGGAUGUAGUGGAUUAUCCAAGGGUUGGACAUGACUGUACGCUGGAAGGAAGUCACGAGAGGUGCAUGUGUUUUUCUUUUCCUUAUUUUCCUUCAAGAGAUACCCAUUUGAUUGUAUGCGGCUGGAAAAGGACAGGGUUGGAAAUGGAAAGAAGGAGGAAUCACUGGACCUCGAUGUAUCUUAACCCGAGCAGAGCUAGUUCUGUAACGUAGCACUGGUUGCUCG
Messenger RNA from Pseudocercospora fijiensis CIRAD86, 2760 nucleotides. RefSeq lists its product as uncharacterized. The transcript has a single exon. The record is from RefSeq and is a predicted model, not a curated record. NCBI's taxonomy places the organism in Eukaryota, Fungi, Ascomycota, Dothideomycetes, Mycosphaerellales, Mycosphaerellaceae. The coding region runs from base 1 to 2544 and encodes 847 amino acids.